AUGUCCUCCAAUGCCGACCCAGCUCAGGCUGAAGCGAAACCCCACGCUGCCUCUCCCCAGGAGCAGAGCAAUGUCCCAGCUACGGAGACCAUUGCCUCGCCUCGCGCCGGCUAUCGCUUCUGGCUGGCCUUUUGGUCCAUCGCGCUGACCAAUCUGGCCGCGGCCUUUGACGCCACCACGCUGUCCGUCGCCUUGCCGAAAAUAUCCAGCGACCUGGGCGGAUCGUCGACGGAAGCCUUCUGGGGCGGGACGUCCUACCUGCUGGCGACGACGGCCACGAUGCUGAUCUGGGUCAGCGUCAGCGAUGCGGUGGGCCGGCGCAUCGCGAUCCUCACUGCGCUUGUGCUCUUUGCAGCCGGCGCCGUCAUAUGCGCCGUGGCUGCCGACUGGGCCACCAUGCUAGCCGGGCGCACGGUGCAGGGCGUGGGCGGCGGCGGCGUGGUCGGCCUCACCGUGGUGCUCAUCACGGACCUGGUGCCGCUUCGCCGCCGCGGCAAGCUGUACGCCCUGAUCAGCGUGGUGUGGGCGGUGGGCAGCCCAAUCGGGCCCAUCAUCGGCGGCGCGCUGAGCCAGGCCGGCGCCUGGCGAUGGAUCUUCUGGAUGAACCUGCCCAUCAUCGCCGUGAGCAUGGCGGGCAUCGCCGUCUUCCUGCGGCUGUCGCACCGCCGGCGCACCGUCGCAGAGGCACUGCGGUGCUUUGACGGCCCCGGCUCCGUGCUGUUCGUGGCGUCGGCCACGGCGCUCAUCAUGCCCAUCACAUGGGGCGGCACGCAGUAUCCCUGGUCGAGCUGGCAGACGCUGGUGCCGCUGCUGCUGGGCGUGCUGGGCAUCGCCGGCUUUGGCUGGUACGAGAAGUGGUCGCAGGCGCGAUGCCCGGACAAGGCGCUGCUGGUGCCGCCGGGCAUCUUCUCCAACUACUCGGUGCUGCUCCUCCUGGCGAGCAGCACCGUGCACGGGCUGGUGCUGUACAGCUUCGUCUACUACAUGCCCGAGUACUUCCAGGCCGUCAAGCUCUACUCGCCCGUCAUCUCCGGCGUCGCGGCGCUGCCCCAGACCGUCACCAUUGUUCCCUGCGCGGCCCUUGUUGGCGUCGUCGUCGGGCUCACGGGUCGGUACCGGUGGGCCGUUUGGGCCGGCUGGCUACUCGUCAGCGGCGGAUGCGGUCUGCUGGUCCUGCUCGAUGCCCAUACCAGCGUCGCGCAGUGGAUAUUCCUACAGGUUGUCUCGGGACUGGGCCUCGGGCUACUCUUCCCGUCCCUCUCGCUGGCAGUCCAGGCGUCGGUUCCCGAGAGCACCGUCAGCACGGCCGCGACGCUGGUUCUCUUCUUUCGAUCGAUGGGCCAGGCGCUGGGCGUUGCCGUUGGCGGCGCCAUUUUGGAGAACCAGCUGCGGAUGCGCUGGGAAAAUAUACCGGGCCACGCAUCGCAUGGCAGCGGAGGCAAGCCGGGAGAUGUCAUGGCGCUGGCAUCGCUGCUGAAGCAGCUCCCGCGCGACGACGGCUUUGCUGUGCAAGCGCGAGAUGCACUGGCGGCGUCUUUCCAGGUCAUCUGGAUUGCUGCUUCCGCUCUUUCUGGCGCUUGCUUUUUGGCUAUGCUGCUGCUGAAGGAAUAUGAUAUGAAUCGAGCGCACCUCAGCACCCAAAGAUUCGAGCAUAGCGAAAUCGAGCAGGCAACGCCUAAGACGAGCGCCUGA
Messenger RNA from Cordyceps militaris CM01, 1692 nucleotides. Its product is annotated as MFS transporter, putative. Gene Ontology annotation, biological process: transmembrane transport. The coding region runs from base 1 to 1692 and encodes 563 amino acids. The transcript is spliced from 2 exons. NCBI's taxonomy places the organism in Eukaryota, Fungi, Ascomycota, Sordariomycetes, Hypocreales, Cordycipitaceae. Gene Ontology annotation, molecular function: transmembrane transporter activity. The record is from RefSeq and is a predicted model, not a curated record.